AUGGCAAAUCACAAUUUCUAUAACAUAGUAAAUGCAAGCGUUGAACCUCUAAUGGUAAUUCUUUCAACAAUAAACCGUGUAAGCAAAAUAGAAGUCUGCAGACACGAGCUUUCAUUGGAGAAAUUACAAGAAAAAGAAUUGAUUGUUCAGCGCAAAAAUAAAGAUCGAAAGCCAGUCAACCCAUCUUUUUUAUAUAGAAUGACUUGUGCAAAAUCUAAAAAGAUAAAUAGUCGUGAUUGGUGCUGUGAUAAACAAGAUUGCAUUUUAAAUACAAACAGUACAUCAACAAUAUUGAAAAACACUUGGUCAAAACUCCCCGAAGACUUCCGAAAAGUUUUCAAAGAACUUUAUAAAACUCUAAAGGAAGAACGUUCGAGACCACAGGCGGACUAUGUAUUUAUAUCUGAAGAUCCAAUAUUAAGAAGUACAUUCAAUUCGCAAGAUUGGACUCUUAUUGACGAUUACACUACUGCUCCUACAAAUUAUUUGGGCGACUUGAGUUCUCACAGUAACUCACCUAAUAUUAUCGCAACUACAAAUGAUUUGGGUGGCGUAUCCUUUAGUUUAGAUGAUCCGCAGGCGGCUCUCAAUUUCUCAAAUAUCGACUUGAUCCAGGGUGACGUUUCCACUAAUUUGAAUAGUCCACAUCCAUUUAUCAAUUCGUCCUCUUAUGGUAAUUCAAAUACCAUCGUAACUACAGGUACAAGCAAUAAUUUGUCAAUUGGUCCAGGUAGCGCACCAUUUAAUCCAGAUGAUCCACAGUCGGUUCUCAGCCUGCAAGAUAGUGAUUUGUUAAUUGACCCGCGUCAUGUGUCCUCUAAUUUAAAUCUACAGUCGGUCAUCAAUUUGCAAAAUUCGUCGAAUAUUGCCGCGAAUAUGCAAAUGUACAAUAAUCAUUCGUCGUAUCAUUCGAUUGAUUUAGAUGAUUUUCAGACGACUUUCAAUUUGCAAAAUGUCGACUCGACCUCUCACGGUAGCUCGUUUAAUACGUUUAUUGACGCAUCCUUUAAUAUUCUACAAUCAUCACCCAAUUUGCAAUAUAACGAUAGCGAUUUGUUCCCUUACAUUAAUUCUCCUAAUACCCUACCUACACAUACAAACAAUAAUUACGGACCGGAUAACGCACCCACAAGUCUAGAUGGUCUACAGUCGGUCUUCGAUUUGCAAAAUAUCGAUUGGUCCCCUCACAGUAAUUCAUAG
Molecule: messenger RNA, 1200 nt
Organism: Ambispora leptoticha
Lineage: Eukaryota; Fungi; Glomeromycota; Glomeromycetes; Archaeosporales; Ambisporaceae
Source: the annotation of a GenBank genome assembly